Entamoeba dispar SAW760 is the source of this 858-nucleotide messenger RNA. RefSeq lists its product as uncharacterized. Bases 1 to 858 code for a protein of 285 amino acids. The transcript has 3 exons. Lineage: Eukaryota; Evosea; Mastigamoebida; Endamoebidae. Gene Ontology annotation, molecular function: histone binding. Gene Ontology annotation, cellular component: Set1C/COMPASS complex. The record is from RefSeq and is a predicted model, not a curated record.
AUGAAAUACCAAGCACAUUCACAGUCAACAACAUCAAUCCAUUUUCUCAACAAAGACCAAGGAAUUGUCAGUACAUCUGCUGAUGGAACUCUUGUGAUUCGUGAUUUAAUAAAAAAUGAAAAUAAAGGAAAAUUUGUUGCUCAAAAAGGAGGAAUUAAUGACAGUAGUGUGUUGGAUGAAACAACUAUAUUUGUUGUUGGGGAAGAUGAUAGUUUAUGGCAAGUAGAUACAAGAGCUCCUUCAUUAAUAAAGAAAAUACAAAUUAAUCCAAAUUCAUCUCAUCUCUGUGUUUCAUGUUCUAGUUGUAAACGUGUAGCAGUUUCAACAAACAAUUUAAUUAAUUUAUACGAUCCGACAGCUGAUAAAAUAAUUAAUAUUAAUCAACCCGUUCACUCAAACACUAUUACUUCAUUAUGUUUUAGUGGUGUUUUAUUACAAAGUUCUUCACUUGAUGGUACAAUAGUUCGUACCUUUGAAGAUUCUAUAAAAACUCGUCUUCCAGUCUCUUAUUCACCAGUUUUGUAUUCAGAUUUCCCUCAUUGGGAUAUCUCCAUUGGUGGAUUUGCUGAUGGAAAUAUUGUAUUAUAUAAAAUGAAUAAUAUCAUUCAAACAUGGAAAGGUUAUCAGCCUAAUGGAAGAAUAGUUCCAAUUAAACCAUUUGAUAAAGACUUUCAAAAAUUUGUUUCUGGAAGUGAUGAUGGAACAAUUAAAAUAUAUUCUGUUGGAAAUGAAGAACCACAACAAAUUCAAAAAGAGUUAACAGGUUCAAUAACAUCAAUAGAUUGUAAUGACACUCAUAUUGUUAUUGGAGGAGUUGAUCCAUUUAUAUCUUUUAUACCAAAAUCUUCUUUAAAUUGA